UAAAACCCGGAGGUGUUUAGCGGACGGAACAGUAAACACAGGUCGAGGCCUAGUUCUGUGUUUGGUUAGGUAAUUCUAGCUGUUUGUUGGUAGAAUGGUGUCCCACCGGCAGGCCCGAGUGUGGAGGUAUGUGGAGGAGGGCAAUCUACUGAAGCUGAAGUCGUACCUCCGAAAGCACCCGGACCUUGAUGUGAACUUCUCCCAGGGAAAGAUGCGGAGGAGCCCGCUGCAGCUAGCCUGCUCCCUGGAAGACGACGCUGUGCUGCGGCUCUUGCUCAAACGCGGAGCCGAUGUUCUCCACAGGGACCGACGGGGAAACACGGCGCUGCACAUCGCCGCCAACAUGGCGUUCGUUAACGGGAAAACUGUUUAUGAGGACUUGUUCGUACCUCUCAAGAAAAAAUGCCCAGAAGCUUUGAAUGCCCCAAACAAAGCUGGACUUACACCGCAAAACGUGCUGGACUUGAUGAAUGAUUCACAGACUGCAGAAAGCAUGAGUCAUCCACCUGAGGCAGAUCCUGAGCAGGACUGGAUGGGGAAGCUGAUCGGUGCAUGCGAGGACGAAUAUUUUGAAGCCUUUGGAGCAUAUGCUGAUGAUUACCUACCUGUCGACGAAGAAGAGGAAGACUUUGGGGACUGGGCGGAUCGUAUCAGAGGAGAGUAUUUCAACAAGAAACACGCCGAAGCUCAAAGACUGGCAAGCUCGUCUUCCAAGUGGAAAAAAGAAAAGAGGAAACAAAAAGUGGAAAGCAAUAAGGAGCUGCAUGAAAGGUUGCAGAGAGAACACGAGGAGUACCUGGCUCGAGCGGCACGCAAAGAGGAAGAGAUCCGGCAGGGAAAGAAACGGCAGUACGAUGAGAAAUGUGCCGCCACAUUCAGCACAGCCGCCUCAGGAUCAGUAGACAGGAAGCUGAGCUACAGCGACAUCCCCUGGCCAGCUCCCAAGGGCACCGUCCGGGAGAUGCUGGACGUGAUGCUGCACGGCGUGGACCGAAAGGACAAGGCGACGUUUCGCAAGGUGCUCCGGAAGCAACAGACGCUGUGGCAUCCCGAUAAGUUUGCUCAGCGGUGUGAAGCUCGACUGGAGGGGAAGGACAAGCAGCGGAUUCUGGACACGGUGACGGCUCUGUCGCAAGAACUCAAUAGCCUGGCUCAGAGUCUGAAAGCUUAGAAGUCAUAAAACUUAUCACGUGUACUAUAUUUACUGACAACAUAGUCCUUAGCGUCAGUUAAAAUUCACCGAGAAUCUUUGUUGGUGUAAAAUGAAGAAGUUCUUGAAAGAAAAAAGCACUCAUUGGUUAUAGGCAGAUUAAGAACUUCAGGCUUUAAAUAUUUAUCUUUUUAGGAUGCAAUGAUGAUUAAUGAUUUUUAAGCAUUCAUUCACAUUUAUGCUUAAAAAGCAUAAAUGUGAAUGAACAGGUUGAAGUCAUACUUACAGGAUCAGACAUUUACAGAGACUCCCACCAUUUCCUGACAAUUUCCUCACACUAUUAAAAAUUGUAUUUAAAUGUAUUAGUUUCUUGAAAUGAUUCUAACUCGUAAAUGUUUAUUUUCAACCGAAUUUAAGUUAGGACUGGAGGAAUGUUCUUCAAGUUCUACAAAAUUAGUUUUUAGUAAUUUUGGACAAGCAAAGUGGUGGUAGCAUUGUGCUGAGUAUCUGUUUUGCUGUCAGUGGUAUAUUACACAAAGUGAAGGGAAUAUUGAAGACUGAUGCUGACCUCCAAAAUAUCUUUAAUGCAGAGCUCUGUUUCUCUAAAUAAAAAAUGUUUUGUGUUUUUGAUUAAA
Molecule: messenger RNA, 1785 nt
Organism: Gambusia affinis (western mosquitofish)
Lineage: Eukaryota; Metazoa; Chordata; Actinopteri; Cyprinodontiformes; Poeciliidae
Gene: nfkbil1
Product: nuclear factor of kappa light polypeptide gene enhancer in B-cells inhibitor-like 1
Exons: 4
Coding region: 95-1171 (358 amino acids)
Biological process (GO): canonical NF-kappaB signal transduction
Molecular function (GO): protein binding
Source: RefSeq, a predicted model, not a curated record